GCAAACAUCGUAAUCCUUCAGAAGAAGUAUGUCAAGAUUUCUUACGCGGAAUAUGCAAACGUGGUACAUCAUGUCGAUAUCUUCACUCAAUUAAAAAAUCCAUAGUUUGUAAACAUUGGUUACGCGGUCUUUGUAUGUUAGAAGAUCAAUGCGAAUAUUUACAUGAAUAUAAUUUACAAAAGUUACCAAAAUGUGUUAAUUAUGUUGUAUUCGGUGCGUGUUUGAGUCCAAAUUGUGUUUUCGCGCAUGGUGAUUAUAAUAUCGAGAUUUGUGAGGACUUUGAGCGUGGACUUUGCGUAAAAGGACCUAAUUGUAAAAAAAAACAUGUGAAAAAAGCGGCAUGCGCAUCGUUUAUUGCCGGAAAUUGUCCGAGGGGUGUGGCAUGUUCUGAAUUUCAUCCAAAGCUUGAACUACCCGAUAAUCAAAUUUUACUUGAAAUUCCGGAUCAAAAGUUUGGUGUCGCUUACGCACAAGGUCAACAACGUUGGUCGUCUCGAUCGUAUCAUGCUCGACGACAUAAUUUAGAAAUAAUAUGUUUUCGGUGCGGAAAAAAAGGACAUAAAGCCUAUAAUUGUCGAUAUUUAGAGAAAUCAUUUUCGAAAGGAAAUGAAAUUAGCACAAAGUAA
Molecule: messenger RNA, 626 nt
Organism: Dentiscutata erythropus
Lineage: Eukaryota; Fungi; Glomeromycota; Glomeromycetes; Diversisporales; Gigasporaceae
Source: the annotation of a GenBank genome assembly